AUGAAAAAGGCGAAGCAAGGCCCAUCAGGCAGUCCGAGCGUCUUGGAGAUUGACAUGACACCUCUUUACAAGCUCAAUGUGAGAGCAGUAAUGGGGAUCGCUUUGCACGUGAUGAUGGGUGCGCCUGCGUUGACAGUCGCUGCGAUGUUGCUAGAUCAGAAGCUGGCAGACCAGACACAGCUGAACGGGUUGUCGGGACGCAUCCUUCUGCUGAAUGUGUUUCAUUGA
Molecule: messenger RNA, 228 nt
Organism: Peronospora matthiolae
Lineage: Eukaryota; Oomycota; Peronosporomycetes; Peronosporales; Peronosporaceae
Source: the annotation of a GenBank genome assembly